Phyllostomus discolor (pale spear-nosed bat) is the source of this 4325-nucleotide messenger RNA. It is a transcript of the gene ZNF185, whose product is annotated as zinc finger protein 185 with LIM domain. NCBI's taxonomy places the organism in Eukaryota, Metazoa, Chordata, Mammalia, Chiroptera, Phyllostomidae. The record is from RefSeq and is a predicted model, not a curated record. The transcript has 23 exons. Bases 236 to 2083 code for a protein of 615 amino acids.
CGCGCCCCGCGCCCCGCGCCUGCCCCCGGCCCGGCCCGGUGGAGAGAGCCGGAGCCCCGCCUCCACCCGACCCUCCGCUCGCCACGCGAGCCGUGCACCUGUGCCAGGACUCCACCAGCUCUUGCUUCCCAAUGCCCAAAGGACAUGAUAAAUGCAUGAAGUGACAGCCAUAUGCUUGCCUUUGGCCCAGGAGCCCUGUUGAAUCAACUGAGAAGUGAUUUGCAGAGCAGGCACCAUGAGCAUCUCGGCUCUUGGAAGCAGCACCAAAGGGAAGCCUCUCACAGCAGGUGAAGAGGAGCGCAGUAAUGUACUCAAGCAGAUGAAGGUGCGGACCACUCUGAAGGGGGACAAGAGCUGGAUCACCAAGCAGGAUGAAUCGGAGGGCCACACCCUAGAGCUGCCCUCUGGUCGGAGUCGUGCCACAUCCUUUUCAUCAGCUGGAGAAGUGCCGAAGCCCAGCAGGCCUACAAGCACAAGGGCUUCCACUGGCUAUAUCAUCCGGGGAGUGUUCACCAAGCCUGUAGACAGCUCGUCCCAGCCCCAGAAGCACUUUCCUAAGGCGAACGGAGCUCCAAAAAGCACUGCCAGUGUGGUGAGAGCAGCUCCCGGUGGACCUCUCCAUCCCUCCUCCUCUGGCUACAGGAUGACCACUGAGGACUACAAGAAACUGGCACCUUAUAACAUCAGGCACAGCUCAGCAUCAGGGGCUGCUGAAGAGGAGGAUGUACCCUUCUCUUCUGAUGAGCAGAAACGGAGGUCAGAAGCUGCCAGCAGUGUGGUAAGGAAGACAGCUGCCCGGGAGCGCUCCUACGUCCUGUCAGCAGCCAAGAAAAGCACCAGCAGCCCUGCCCAGGAGAUGCAGGCCCCAUUUAUUGCGAAGAGGGUGGAUGUGGUGGAUGAGGAUGGGCCUUCUGAGAAGAAUCAGGACCCGCCUGCUCUGGCAAGAUCUCCUGGCUCCAGCAGUUCGAAUGGAGGCCGAGGAAAAGUGUCUCAUGCAAUUUGGAUUGAACGCAUGCCAAGUCUGCCAAGCCCUGCUGGGAGCCUGGAGCCCAGUGCAAGAGGUGAGGAGAUUGUCUGCCUGCAGAUCACGACGCCUGGGGCAGGACUCCGCCAGAUGGCCCCAGACCUGGAAGGAAUGAGAUCUCCCCCAGAUUCCAAAGAUAAGGAAACCCUCAGCCCCAGAGAGCCUAAGAGAGACUUGGCUGCUGAGGAGGCCUUUAAGGCCCCCAAUCCAGACUCUGAAAGGUCACAUGCACUAUCAAGGGAUGGCAUCGUGGAAUCCAGAGCCACGGGCUGCCUACCUGAAGGCCUGGCUGGAGCAGACAUCAGUCCGGGAAGAGGAGGGGUGUGCUCAACUGUUGGCUUCACCCCUCUCCUGGAUGAUGAGGAUGUGCUUGGUGCCAACUCUCAUCCUCGUAAAUCUAGAUCAGUGGUCACCAGCUGUGUUGCCACUUUGGCCUCUGCUGUACCAGCUGACAUAAAGAGUGACAGCCUAGCAGACCUGGAGAACAUGGAAGCAAACUUGAAGGGAUCAUUGGCUGGUUUUGAGGAGACAAAUGUGGUCAGCAAGCUGGGGGAGAACUGGCAGGAGAAGCCUGGAGCCCUGCGAGGUGGCCAGGAAGACCCAGCUGCAUUUUCCCAGAAGCCUGAAGACCCCAGCACUGCAGAGGGGAAGGGCAGCCCCAGAAAACCCCAGCAGCUCGUGGAUUUGGAGAGCCAGGCCAGCAGCAGAGGGAUUCUCUUCAUGAAGGAUUACAUGAAUACCAGUGAGGUAUCUUCCAGGAAGCUGGUGUCUUCACGCUACAGCAGCAUCAGCAGCACUGAGGACUCCUUCAACAUGGAGAAGAAACCCCCAUGUGCCAGCACACCGUACUUUGAGAGAACAACUGGAGGGAUCUGUACUUACUGCAACAGAGAGAUCCUAGACUGUCCAAAGAUUACCCUUGAACAUCUUGGCAUUUGCUGCCAUGACUAUUGCUUUAAGUGUGGGAUUUGCAGUAAACCAAUGGGUGAGCUCCUGGAUCAGAUCUUCAUUCACAGUGACACCAUCCACUGUGGGAAAUGCUAUGAGAAGCUCUUCUAGGCUCUCCAGGCUAAGAAGAAGCUGAUGACUUCUGCACAAGUCUAGCUAUCCCCAGUUAUCCCAACUUGCUGGCUGCUCUUUCCUUAUCACUUGGUUUCUUCAUCCUUUGCCCUUCUCAAGUUGAACUUGCUUACAUCCAAUAUCAUAUGCUAAUGAUGCUAUGAUAAUUACUUAUGUGUGUAGCUUUUUAUAGCUCAGAAAAUACUUCACAUCCAGGACCUUAUUUCAAGAUCAGUCAAAGAAGAUUGAACAAGAAUUCCCUCUUUGCUUCCCUAGGGCAUGUCAGCUGCCUGAUGAGUUUAGGUGGCCUGGUAUGAUAGGCAUAGGCAGGGGCAUUGGGUUCAAUGUGUACUGACUUGGGACAGAGAGCAAAUCACACUUUGGUUUGUAGGUCUGAGUGUACCUUUGAUAAUUUAGAAUACAAGGGGACCCCUGAAGCUUUUGAGGGACUAGGUUGAAGACUGUUGACGAUCCCUGAUGGGUAAAUUGCAGACAUUGAAUGCUAGGGAUUGACAUAGGCCAACGUUUAACUUCUCUAUUUGCCAUAUAUACAUCUUAAACUUUCCAUAUACUUUGAAAAGUAGUUAGUUGCUUUUGAUUGAGUUAUAUAGCAGAUUUUAAUUACCUCCUCUACCCCCCUUUCACUAUAUAGUAGAGGUUAUCUUUCCUGCAUGCAUGUGGGCAUGUAUUCGAAAGUGUACACAAUUUUGUUUAAAUUCUAUGGGAUAUGAUUGUUAGGAGGCUACUGACCAAAGGAACAUCUAUGUCUGAUCUUGAUAGCUGAUUAAUACCUUUGCCCUCAAUUCCCAAUCCUGAAGCUUUACACAGAAAUCUUCUAAAGUAGAUAUAGAGUGCAUACACUCCAGCAGGAUUAAGCAGGAAGAAAAGCAGUUAAUGUUUCUUGAAGCCUUACGACAUGCCACACAUUAUCACAAAGGGAUGGUGUUAAUGCCCAUUCUAAUUCUUUGUGGAGGGUAUUCUUGUCCCCAGUUUACCUGUGAGGAUACUGAAGCUUGAAGAGGUGGUCAUUGUAUUAUGCAGAACCAUUGCUGUCUCUCUUCAGUAAUACCACAACAGCAAGCACUGGUUUAGUGCUGAGUAUGUGCCAAGUACUGUGCAGAGGUUACCUAAUCUUAUCAGGUAACACAGUUCCCCCUGACAAAUUCUAACACCAUGGGGAAGGUAUGAAAUCACACUCCUCCUCUGGGUAUCCUGGGUCACCCCAUGAAGUACCACAAGGGCCAAACUGUCCCCCUUCCCUCUCCUCCUCUUUCUGUAAAAACAGUUUUGAACUGAAAUGCUCUCAGAUGGGAAGAGAUAUGACUCACAGACCUUCCUAAAGAGGAGUUUGUCACCCCACAGAAAGUUUCAGUGGGCUAGCUGAUCUGAACACAGGGCCUUCAGUGGCCUUCUAUUAUCCAAUCCAGACUCUUUUCCAAGCUAGUAGAAACCUAUUGGCUGGCUGGACAGCUGCAGGCCUAUCCAUGUAGUCAGUGAUGCUCUGCUCAGAUUGAAUUGUGCCCCUCUGCCUUUGGGACCAGCAACACUGUAAGCUCCUCAAGGGGAGGAACAACCUGGGAGUAUUUCUAAUGAGAAAUGAGAGCCUAUUCUCUUUAUUACAAAAUGUUUCUCCAUCUCUCUUAAGUUUCUGCGCCCUGUGCACACUGACUGGUGGACUUGUUCUUCCCGCUAAAUGAUCAGAGUGGAACAUUCCAUUUAUUUGCAUAGAUGGGCAUCAGAUUUGCUCUGGAGAAAACAAGUGGUACAAUUACCAGCACUAAAUAUAAGCUAGUCUUUCUGAAGUCUAGCCUGCAGCAUGAGACUUCGUACAUGGUAGGCACUGACACAUAGAUGCUGAGUAAAUGAGUGAAAGGAAGGGUAAGGUCACUCCUUGGGGUGGGACAUUCCAUCCCUGAGUCUUGGUACAGGACCAGCUAAUGGAGUGCAGGAUAAAGAGGUCCAAGAUAGUCUGGCUUCCCUACCUUCAAGGUACACGCUGCCUUUAAAGGGAGUUUUAGAACUAACAUGCAAGAGAUUGACAGAAACCUUGCAAAAUCAAUAUUGAUUUCAAUCAAAAAUAACCUUUUCAAUCUAAAAAGGCAGGAAUUCUGCAGACUCAAGGAAGAGUGGUGGUUGCUUUACACUUUUACUUCUUUUUAAUUGCCUAAUGUUUUUAAUCAUACUUGCUUAACCUGUAUCAAUACACACAAUUGUAAUAAAUGUUAAGAUACUACAUUGUCAA